UCUUGUUAUGGACGAUUGAUUUAGAAAUAAAUGUCAAUUGAUCGAAAUGAAAUCGAAAAUUUUGCUCUUUAUUGUACAUUUUUGGGCAAUAUACCUCUUGAAAGAUUUAGGUGAAUGUAAAAAGCUAAAAUGCAAAUGUUCACCGUUAUAUUGCCCCAAACAUGUUAACUUAACCUGCGAGACGGAUGGAAAUUGUUUCAGCCAGAUCAAUAUAGAUGAACACACAAAGGAAAUUGAAAAGCACUAUGGAUGUUUACCAGAAGAACCAAGCGGACCUGUGGCGAUAUUUCAUUGCAAGCGAGGACCAACGCGCAAGCUUGAGGAAACAAAUUCUGUUUCGUGCUGUUAUGAUCGAGAUUUUUGCAAUGAAGAGUUAAAACCUACCUUACGAACACCACAAACACAACCAAGUCCUGCACGAGUCACAAAAACAAACAAAGUUAUCAUUGCUUUGAUCAUUUCUCUUUCCAUUUGUUUUGUCAUCUUCAUUGCUACGGUUAUCUGGUGUUGUUGCAGAAAAGAAAAUUAUGAGACAUAUCGUCAGAUUAACAUCAAAGGAAGACACAUUGUGUCAAACCAGCAAACAAUUCAUCAGCUGUUUGAAGAGACUGGCGGUAGUGAUUUUGGUCUGCCAAAACUGAUUCAACGCACAAUUGCAAGACAAGUUCAGUUAACGAAGCUAAUUCAUACAGGUCAAUUCAGCCGUGUUUACGAAGCCCUAUGGCGUAACGACAAGGUUGCUGUGCGCUUGUAUCCCUCCCGUGACGAGGCUGUAUGGCUUAAAGAAUGUGAAUUCUACGAUAACAUGAGACGACAUGAUAAUAUCCUUGCUUUCAUUGCAUCGGAUCGUCUCGGAGCACCUUCGGCAACCGAACUGUACUUAAUCACAGAGUAUUGCCCUCACGGAUCCCUGUAUGACUAUCUUCGCUCCCAGCAUAGUCUGACAAAGAAAGAUAUGUUACGAUUAUCAAGUUCCAUCGCUUCUGGUCUGGCCUAUCUCCACAACCCCAUAACAGGAACAUACAGAAAAUGCGAGAUCGCCCAUCGUAAUUUAACAUCAAAAGGAAUAUUUGUCAAAAAGGGCGGGGUUUGCGCCAUAGGGCAUUUCGCCCUGGCCUUAAAAUCCGCCUCCGAAUUCACCGAAAAAGAAGCAGAGAAGAAUCCGAAGCAACCGGUGAAAAGAUACCUUGCACCGGAGUUAUUGGAUCGGAGUUUGGUUCCUGGGAAUUGUGCUCAUAUCGCUUUGGUUAAAGCAGAUGUUUAUUCUCUCGGUUUAGUUUUAUGGGAAAUCGCGUUCAGAACGCAAUCUGAGGGUAUUCAAGAACCAAGUCAACUGCCGUAUCAAGAUAUGGUGAGCCUUAACCCAAGUUUGGAAGAGAUGCGUAAAGUUGUUUGUGUGGAUAGAAAACGACCGCCGAUUUUAAAUCGAUGGUACCGAGACGAAGUGAUGAGAAGAACAAGUCGUGUGAUUGAAGAGUGUUGGCAUCACAGUCCUGAUGCAAGGCUCACAGCGUUACGGGUGCAGAAAACAUUGACGAAAUUAGAUGAAUUAUUAACAGAUGAGAUUGAAAUACAGGUUGUCUAGACUCUCUUAUGAAAUCUCAGUGUGUACUCUGCUAACUCUGGCCACCAAAGUGUGCAAUGGAUAUGAAAGACACGUUUCACCUUAGUUGUGUUGUAGAAGAUGACAUUAUAAAUGCUAUGUGGGGUGUCAAAACUACGGUUAAGAAAGCACUAAGUUAUAUACUACCCCCUUAGCCAACAUUUUCCCGAUGAGUUGGACAGGCGAGAUCCUGAAAACUUGAUAGUUUUUAUUCGUUCAAGUGUUUCGUUUUAAAUUGUGUGAGAGAGAACUCAGAACUUAGUAUAGUUGCUCGGUUCCAAUUUUAAUAUUUGCAAAGCACUUUAUCUCAUAUCUGCACAUAUCUCAUGUAAAAUACUCUUAACAUUGCAAGAUUCUCAUACCCAGUGUCUUCUUUCGCUCGUGCAAGGGCGCGCGACCCUGGAUUCGAGAAUGGCAUUAGACUAGCAAAUUAUAUAUCUUAUCAUAUAAACAUAUUUUUAUAUAUAUUGUGUAAUAGUGUAUUUACCUAACACUGUGAAUGUUUAUCAAUUGAUAUUGUUGUUUAAUAAUCAUGAUAUAUCAACUGUUGA
Dendronephthya gigantea is the source of this 2154-nucleotide messenger RNA. Its product is annotated as bone morphogenetic protein receptor type-1B-like. Lineage: Eukaryota; Metazoa; Cnidaria; Anthozoa; Malacalcyonacea; Nephtheidae. The transcript has 8 exons. The record is from RefSeq and is a predicted model, not a curated record. Gene Ontology annotation, biological process: protein phosphorylation; cellular response to growth factor stimulus; cell surface receptor protein serine/threonine kinase signaling pathway. Gene Ontology annotation, molecular function: transmembrane receptor protein serine/threonine kinase activity; ATP binding. Gene Ontology annotation, cellular component: signaling receptor complex; plasma membrane. The coding region runs from base 47 to 1585 and encodes 512 amino acids.